Olea europaea var. sylvestris is the source of this 1217-nucleotide messenger RNA. Its product is annotated as transmembrane protein 45B-like. Bases 101 to 1039 code for a protein of 312 amino acids. Lineage: Eukaryota; Viridiplantae; Streptophyta; Magnoliopsida; Lamiales; Oleaceae. The record is from RefSeq and is a predicted model, not a curated record. The transcript has a single exon.
AUCUCACAUCCUUUUUUUUUUUUUCCGCUCUCUCUCCUCCCAUAUUCAUUCCCUCUCAUAAUCAAGAAAUAAAAUUAAGUUACAAACAAGAGAAUUAAACAUGGGCACUCUAGUGGGACAUGUAGCACCUGGAGUUGGUUUCUUUUUCAUAGGACUGUGGCACCUCCUUAAUCACAUCAAACUCCAUGCACAAAACCCAAAAUCCUACACGUCUUUGCCAUGGUUCCCCACUUCAAAAUUCAAGUAUUUUGAGCUCUACAUGAUCAUGGUAGCGUGCACUAUGUCCAUAUCCAUGGAGCUUUUUAUUGGGCCCGACCGUCACCAACCACUCGACCCCGAUGGAACCAUACCUUCUAACCAUCUCCAUAACUUUGAACAUUCUAAUAUUUCCAUGACCUUUUUCAUGUAUGCUUUCUUCUCAAUUCUAUUAGAUAAAUUUUCACCACCAGCCCAAUAUGGCCUCACCAAUUUUCUUGCAGCCGUCGCCUUUGGCCAACAACUCCUCCUCUUCCACCUCCACUCCGCCGAUCAUAUGGGUGUUGAGGGCCAAUAUCAUUGGCUACUUCAAAUUGCAAUUUUCAUUUCACUUGUCACUACCCUUUUGGGCAUUAAGUACCCAAAAAGUUUCUUGAAUAGCUUUGUGAGGUCCCUUAGUAUUUUGUUCCAAGGAGUUUGGCUUAUGGUCAUGGGAUUCAUGCUCUGGACCCCGGAAUUGAUGCCUAAGAAUUGCUUCAUGAAUUUGGAGGUCGGUCACAAAGUGGUCCGGUGCCACGGGGAAGAAGCCCUUGAACGUGCCAAAUCCCUAGUAAAUAUUCAAUUUAGUUGGUAUGUAAUAGGUGUAACAAUUUUCGCCGUCUCACUUUACUUGAUUAUAAUAAAAUUAUAUCACGGAAAGGUCGACUACCAAUCCAUCAUGAGAUUCGAAGAACAACAAGAAGAGAAUGAUGAUGUCGAGGCACAAAAGAGAGGCAAACCCGACGAGACGAAAAGUUUUCUUCCUGUGAGAAAUUCAUUUAUUGCUAUGGAUAUAGAAAGGUAGAGUGUUUAAAAAUGGUGUGUUGGAUUUGAUUUGGUAUGUGUAAAAAGAUAGGGUUAGUGAGUAUUUAUUUUGGUUGAUUAAGGCCACAAAUAUGUUGGCUUAAUUAGUUGAGCAAAUGUCUCAUGUCCCACGAGGAUAAAGAGAGUGAACCAAGAAGCGUGUGAUUUGUUCUUUUUGU